ACCGCGGCGACGGGGCGACAGUCCCCGGGCAGUCUCACUCCGACUGAACCACGAUGAACGUCCUCGGCGCCGCCCUGUCCUGCCUGCUGCUAGGCGCGGCCAUGGCCACCCUCGCGGCGGGUGCUUCGCUGUCCCAGUCCUCGCGGAGCGCACACCAGCUGCGCAUCUCCGGCGGCGGCAAUGCGCAAGCGGCGCUUCCCUUCCAAGUGGCGCUGCUUGACGAGGGCGACAACCUGUUCUGCUCCGGGUCCAUCCUCAGCGCGUCCUGGGUCAUCACGUCCGGCACAUGCGUCGACGGGAGGACCGGCGCGAUCGAGGUACGCGCGGGGAUCCUCAAUUUGAAUGACGCCAACGCGCAGAGGGUGACCACCACUGCGCUCGACCGCACCAUCCACCCGCACUUCGAGCCCAUGUUCCUGGACAACGACAUCGCCCUCAUCCAGCUGACCACGCAGCUGACCCUGAACCAGAGAGUCGCUGUCAUCGCGCUGCCGACGUACGCGAACGCCGCCAAAAACCUGGUGGGAGAGAGCGUCGUGAUCUCGGGCUGGGGAAGGUUCUCCGACGCUGGAAACAAUGCCAACAGGCUCCAGGUCGCCCAAGUCCAGCUGGCCGACAACUCUGUCUGCGAGAAACAGUUCGGCAAUAAGGUCAUCGGCACCAAGUUGUGUCUGGACACGUCCGGACAGAGCGGGGCGCACGGACCCAGCCCUUGCGCGGGGGACGCGGGUGGCCCUGUGAGCUUCGUCGACCCGCUGUCCGCCUCCAGGGUCCUGCACGGCAUCGUGUCCUUCGGCGUGAAGGGCGACUGCGCGUCCGGAAAGCCCGUCGUCUUCACGCGCGUCUCGAACUUCCUGGACUACAUCGAGAGCGUAACCGGCAUCGCCGCCGAGGACUGAGUCCAAUGCGCCACUUUCUUUUUUUACAUGCAUCCAAACUUCUUAGUUUACAUUUUAAAAACAAUACGUGAUUAAAUAAAUAUGAACACCUAUACGUUAGUGAA
Messenger RNA from Thrips palmi, 1003 nucleotides. RefSeq names its product brachyurin-like. Gene Ontology annotation, biological process: proteolysis. NCBI's taxonomy places the organism in Eukaryota, Metazoa, Arthropoda, Insecta, Thysanoptera, Thripidae. Gene Ontology annotation, molecular function: serine-type endopeptidase activity. The transcript is spliced from 7 exons. The coding region runs from base 54 to 899 and encodes 281 amino acids. The record is from RefSeq and is a predicted model, not a curated record.